AUGCCAAAAACAAUAGCGGACACAGGUGCGACACUCAAUUGUGUCACACUAAACUUCGUGAUGGAAAACAAGCUGCCAACCACGAAAUGUCAAAAAAGAAUAUUAGGCGUAAGCGGCCCAGAGAUUAUAAAGCAUAAAAUCAUAGCAAUAGUCAGACCAUGGUUUGAUAGCGAGUUUGCAAUCAAAACCGAAUUUUUUGUCCUAAAACAACUGGAUGGAAUUUAUCCAGAACGACAAAUCAACGUAGCCAAAGAUGAAAUAAAACAUUUAGUUUUAGCAGAUGAGAAUUUCGAUAUGCCAGCUCCAAUAGAUGCACUAAUUGGAGUAGAAAUGUACUCAGAUAUAAUAGAACCCGGUUUAUAUAAGCAUAAAGACGGUGCAAUAAUGCAAGCUACACGAUUUGGUCACAUAAUAUUAGGCAAAUUUAUUACUAAGCAUCAAACUAAUGAUUUAAUCGCAUUAAAUGCUAUGCAAAAUGAUGUUUUUAAUAUAAAUAAAGAUAAAAAUGAAAAAUUACAGAAUGCAUUAUCUAAAUUCUGGGAAAUUGAGGACACAAACAAAUGCGAAAGCAAAAUAAUCUUGAGUGAAGAACACCGCAUGGUGGAAGAAUUGUUUAAGAAAACAUACUACAGAGAAGCAAAUGGUAGGUAUGUUGUAACUAUUCCAAUUAAACCAAAAUGCAAAGGUUUAGGCCAUUCAAAAGCUAUGGCAAAAAAGCAAUUCAUGCAGUUGGAAAGCAGGUUUAGAAAAAACCCUGAAUUGAAACAAAAAUAUACAGAAUACAUGAAUGAAAAUAUGAAGCAUGGCUACAUGCGCCUAGCUGACAAGCCAAAAGCCGGCGAAUUAUGCAAUUGGAUACCACACCAUGCAGUUUUGAAAAAAUUCAGAGUAGUGAUGAAUGCAUCACAGCCAACAUCAAAUGGUGAAUCACUAAAUUCAAUUCAAAUGAAAGGCCCAAAGCUACAGUAUGACUCUCAACUACAAACAAUGCGUUUUAGGAGACAUAAACAUGCAGUAGCGACGGACAUUACAAAAAUGUUCAAUAAAGUUGGACUUAAUCCCAACCAAUGGAAUUUGCAUAGAUUAUUCUGGCGUGAUUCCGAAAAUAAAGAGCUCAAAGAAUAUGUUAUGACAGUAGUGAUUUUUGGCGAGGCUUCAUCACCAUACAAUGCAGUACGAUCGAUGAUUCAAUGCGCAAAAGAUCACGCAGAUAAAUAUCCAAUGGCAUCAGAAACAAUCAUAACAUCAUUUUAUAUGGAUGACGGAAUUUUCGGAUGUGAUACUAUCAUUGAGCUCAAAAUCUUAUGCAAAGAGGUUGAAUUCAUAUUAGGUCAAGGCCAUUUCACACUAAAAGGUUGGACAUCAAACUCUGAAGAAAUUGAAAAGUAUUUAAAUUCAUCAGCUUCCGAAGAAGUUAUCAUAGGAGAGAAAGAUGAAGAAAAAAUACUAGGCCUACGCUGGCUAAAGACGACUGAUGAAUUAUCAAUUGUCGUCAAAACAGAUGGAACAAAAAAAUGCAUCACUAAAAGAAGCAUUAUGAGUGAAAUUGCCAGAUUAUAUGAUCCAAAUGGGUUCAUAGCACCCAUAGUGGUCAGAGCAAAAAUGUUAAUGCAACAAAUUUGGCGGCUCAAAGAUAUAAACUGGGACGAUAAAGUUCCAGCAGAUAUAAGCAAGGAAUGGGCAGACAUCUAUGCAGAUCUCCCAUUACUGAAGAAUUUCAAAAUAAAUCUAGCUCCGCUAAAGGACAUGACAAUUCCAAGGCUGGAACUGCUUGCAGCACAUAUGCUAGUUGAACAAUUAGAAGCAAUUGUUGAUGCAUGCGGGUUUGAAUAUUCAAAUGUAACACUUUGGUCGGACUCAAUGGUAGUGUUAAGCUGGAUUAAAAAAUCACCUACCGAGUUAAAAGCAUUUGUGUCACACCGAGUACAAAGAAUACAAGAAAAAACAAAACAAUGCAAAUGGAAACAUGUACGAUCGGGUGACAAUCCAGCUGAUUUAGUUAGCAGAGGAAUGAAUAUGCAAAAAUUUCUAAAAAGCAAAUUAUGGUUAGAAGGCCCAAGCUGGCUAAGGCAAGCCGAAAAAGAAUGGCCAAUACCAAUGAUGAUAAUCUCGCCAGAUGAAAUAAAAGAGAUAGAAAAAGAAUGCAAAGCAAAAGAGCCGGUGGAAAAAAUUUUCAAUAUGACUUCGGGAGUAGACCGUACAGUCCUUUACAAUAAAUUCCAAAGCUGGAACAAAAUAUUGAAUGUCACCGCCUAUGCACUUAGAGCAAUUCGUAAAAUCAAGCCAAAGACUAUAUUUAUAACAUCCGAAGAACGAAACAAUGCGAUCGAAUAUUGGAUUAAAUACGAACAAAACAUAGCGUUUAAGACGGAACUCAAAUGCAUUAAAACAGGCGAUAUGCUGCCACCCAAAAGUACGAUUACGUCACUCAGGCCAUUCAUAGAUAAAAAUGGCUUGCUAAGAGUAGGCGGACGUAUAGACAAAGCAAACAUUGCAUACGAAAAAAGGCAUCAAUAUAUCAUUCCUCAAAAGUCAAGACUCUCCUUUCUGUUGUUGAAUCACGCGCACGAAAUGACUAUGCAUGGUGGUGUACAAAUGAUAAUGCACUACAUCCGGAAAAGAUUUUGGAUCCCAAAAUUAAGAUUCGAAACACGAAAAUUUAUCGGAACAUGCACACGAUGUGUUAAGCUAGCACAGAUCACGGCAGAUCAAAUAAUAGCUGAACUGCCAGCAAUAAGACUAAGACCAGCGCCGCCAUUUCAGCAUGUCGGCGUCGAUAUGGCCGGUCCAUACCAAAUGCGAGUAUCAAAUAAAAUAAACGCAAAUACAAGAGCUCGACAAAUGCCAGAUAUGAAAGGCUGGAUAGCAGUAUUCGUUUGUCUCGUCACUCGUGCCAUUCACUUAGAAGCUGUUGAAGGCAUGUCAUCAGAUGAUUUUCUCGUCGCCUACACAAAAUUCACAAGCAGAAGAGGCGACCCAGAGAAGAUCUACAGCGACAACGGUACGAAUUUCAUAGGCGCAAAUAAAGAGCUGAAAAAUGCGUUGGAAAGUUGGCAAAGCAGCCAAGUUCAACGAUACGUGCAUUUAAAAGGUACAGAAUGGAAGUUUAUAACUCCAUCAGCUCCACAUGAAGGAGGCAUUUGGGAAGCUGCAGUUAAGCAAAUGAAGCAUCAUUUGAAACGCGUCAUUGGUGUACAGAAAUAUUCAUUUCAAGGCAUAACCGCCCUGCUAGCUGGCGUUGAAGCAUGUCUGAAUUCCCGCCCACUAUGCAAAUUAUCAGACGAUCCAGACGAUCAACAGCCACUAACACCUGCACAUUUUUUAAUUGGCAGACCAUUAAAGCUACCGAUGUACGAAAAAGCAGAUUCGCCACCAUAUAGCUUAAAGCGGCUAUAUGUGCAAUUGCAAUUCCAAAUACAAGCAUUUUGGAAGCAGUUCUCGAAUGACUACAUACAGUCACUCUCGCAAUUGCCCAAAUGGAAAACAGAACAAUCGAAUCUGAAAAUCGGUCAACUGGUCGUAGUCAAAGCUGACAACAUUGCACCUACAUACUGGGCAAUGGGAAGAAUCAUGCAGAUUCAUAAAGGUGAAGAUG
Contarinia nasturtii (swede midge) is the source of this 3595-nucleotide messenger RNA. RefSeq lists its product as uncharacterized. Lineage: Eukaryota; Metazoa; Arthropoda; Insecta; Diptera; Cecidomyiidae. Gene Ontology annotation, molecular function: nucleic acid binding. The record is from RefSeq and is a predicted model, not a curated record. The annotation marks the transcript as partial. The transcript has 3 exons. Gene Ontology annotation, biological process: DNA integration.